AUGCCUCUCGAUACAUCUACAACAUACCCCCUGACCAAACUGCGUCUUGAUGGCCGUCGCUGGAACGAACUCCGUCUCCUGCAGGCGCAAAUCUCCACGAACCCCGCCAGCUCUGGAUCCUCGUACCUAGCCAUGGGCAACACGGCAAUCAUGUGCUCAGUUCACGGUCCCGCGGAGGGUCGUCGCGGCGAUGCCACCGGCGGCGCUGCCGGGUCCUCGGGGGCAGUUGUCGAGGUGGACGUCAACGUGGCCGGGUUCGCGGGGGUGGAUCGCAAGAGAAGGGCGGGAGGAAGUGAUAAGCAAUCGUCGCGCAUCGCUACUACGCUCCGAUCGGCCUUCCAGUCUCAUCUUCAUACCUACCUGUACCCGCACAGCACAAUCAGCAUCCACGUCUCGGUCCUGUCCGCCGACGGAUCGCUCCUGGCGGCGGCGAUCAACGCCUGCACGCUGGCUCUGGUGGACGCGGGUGUCCCGAUGCCGGGUCUGCUUUGUGGCUGCACGGCCGGGAUGAGCGGGAGUGCGUCCACGCCGCGAGACCCGCGGAACGACACCCUCGACCCGCUGCUGGAUCUGUCGCUGCCCGAGGAGCAGGAGCUGCCGUUCCUGACGGUGGGGACUACGACGUCCGUGCCGGUGGGAGAGCAUGCGAUGGACGACGACGAGGAUAUGAAAGUGACGAUGCUGAACAUGGACUCGAAGGUGCAUUGCACGUACGUGGAGACGAUGCUGGCCGUGGGCAUUGACGGGUGUAAGCAGAUCCGGGAGAUUCUGGAGGGGGUGAUCAAGGGGUCGAAUCGGCUAUAG
Molecule: messenger RNA, 804 nt
Organism: Aspergillus affinis
Lineage: Eukaryota; Fungi; Ascomycota; Eurotiomycetes; Eurotiales; Aspergillaceae
Product: exosome non-catalytic core subunit SKI6
Exons: 2
Coding region: 1-804 (267 amino acids)
Biological process (GO): rRNA catabolic process; nuclear mRNA surveillance; U4 snRNA 3'-end processing
Cellular component (GO): nuclear exosome (RNase complex); nucleolus; cytoplasmic exosome (RNase complex)
Source: RefSeq, a predicted model, not a curated record